Molecule: messenger RNA, 954 nt
Organism: Carya illinoinensis
Lineage: Eukaryota; Viridiplantae; Streptophyta; Magnoliopsida; Fagales; Juglandaceae
Product: zinc finger BED domain-containing protein RICESLEEPER 1-like
Exons: 2
Coding region: 1-954 (317 amino acids)
Molecular function (GO): DNA binding; protein dimerization activity
Source: RefSeq, a predicted model, not a curated record
AUGCUAGCUGCAGCCUUAGAGUUUAGGGAAGUCUUUCCAAGAUAUGGAGAUAGAGAUCAAGGCUUUAAUAAUGUUCCAAGUGUUGAGGAUUGGACCAAAGUGGAAAAUGUCUGUCAAAUUUUGGCAGUUUUUAAUGAGGUUACAAAUAUUAUCUCAAGAACUGAGUAUCCAACUGCUAACUUAUUCCUUCCUGAGGUAUGGAGAAUAAAAGAGGUGUUGAACAAGAAGUCUCUUGACCUAAAUGAUUACAUACGAGCAAUGGUUGUGAAGAUGAAUACAAAAUUUGAUAAAUAUUGGGGGGAAUGUAAUUUGCUUAUGGCAGUGACUGCUGUUUUGGAUCCAAGGUUCAAGAUGAUGCUAGUUCAAUUAUGUUUUCCAAUAAUUUAUUCAGAACCCGAAGCCACUAGAAACAUAGACACCAUAUUGAGAAUCUUAUAUGAGCUGUAUGAUGAGUAUGCUGAAGAUUAUAAUUUAGCUAAUGUGGAGUCGAGUGGACAUGAAAAUGCUCGAGACAUAGGUUCUUCUUGUAGUGGCUCUAUCAAUAUUGUGGGGAAGAAUGUGAUGAGUGGCAAGUCUAUAUUUGAAUCAUUCAUUAGAAGGAAUGAUACCAUUCGUCCAGUGAAAUCUGAUUUGGAUGUUUAUUUAGAGGAAGGUGUCUAUAUUUGUAGUGAGGAUUCUGAUUUACAUUUUGAUGCCUUAGAGUGGUGGAAGGUUAAUGAUCUAAAAUACCGCAUUUUAUCUAAGAUGGCACGUGAUAUUUUGUCAAUUCCAAUUACUACAGUGGUUUCAGAAUCUACAUUUAGUACUGGUGGUAGAGUAAUUGAUCCUUAUCGCGCAUCAAUGUCUGUUGAAACAGUAGAAAUGUUAUUAUGUGGAGCUGACUGGGUUCGGAUACUUCAUGGUUUGAAAAAAUCAUCGAAUGUUGAUGGUGAUUGGCAUUUGGCUAGUUUUUAA